AUGACUUGUAUAAAUGAGAAGCUGGCGGUGGUGCAGGCUUGCAUUGGACUGUUCCAAGAACCCUGGACGGUCCAAAACAAAGUUAAAGGGGUUGAUUUACGACGCGGCAAUCUGUAUUACAGCAACCGAGUAAACCAUAAGAUUAGGACUUGCAUAUAUGUCUCUAAGGACAUUAAUGCAAUGUUCCUUCCUCAAUACUCCACUGGAGAUUUAGUGGCGGUUAAAGUGGAGAUAGAGACUGCUCGUGGGAGAGGGGAGCUGGUCCUUGUCUCGGCUUACUUGCCAUAUGACGCGACUGAUUUGCCACCUUCUCGAGAGCUGGCAGAUCUGGUCGCGGCGUGUGGGAUGAACUCAUGGGAGCUCCUCGUUGGUGCUGAUGCCAAUGCUCAUCACAUUGCAUGGGGUAGCAGUGGCGUUAAUGCGCGGGGGGAGUCUCUCUUGGGUUUUAUCUGCACGAACCAACUGCAGGUUAUUAAUGCAGGUGACAAGCCCACUUUCGUUGACAGACGGAGGAAGGAAGUCAUUGAUAUCACAUUUGGAUCGGUUCUUGCAGCUGAGCUAGCUGCAGGUUGGCAUGUGUCGGAUUGUCUGACUAUGUCUGAUCAUAGAAGGAUUUAUUUCGACAUUUCGGCUCCAACCAAUAUUCCGAGGCCAUUCCGCAACCCUCGGAAAACUAACUGGUUGAAUUUCAAUCGGCUACUUUCCGAGGAGUGGCGGGACAAUGGGUGUGCGCCUAAAAAUGCUGAGGGCAUUGAAGACUCAGUUAACAAACUGAACUCGGCUUUGCUAUCGGCUUAUGAAAAAGCCUGCACAUUAAUUACUCACUCAGGUGGGAAUAGAGAAGCGGCUAGGAUUAAAAAGGUUCUAUCCAAGGAACCCUCAGAGCGGCUUGGCAUGCUGAGAGCUCCUAGCGGAGUCUAUACAGAUUCCGCGGAGCAAGUUACACGUCUCUUGCUCGAGACACACUUUCCUAACUGUCAAAUAGACGGUGUGGAACCACUUAAUGAACAACCCGAAAUUUAUUCGGGGAGUAGAGGUGAUUGGGAAAAAGCUUCUGAAAUUGUCUCAUGUGAAGGUGUGGCAUGGGCAAUUGGCGGUUUCUCACCCUACAAAACAGCUGGUACGGAUGGUAUAUUUCCGGCAUUGCUUCAGCAAGCUGCAGAUAUAAUCACUGUACCGCUAAGAAACCUAUUUAGGGCGUGUCUUGCCAUCGGGUAUGUACCACAUGACUGGAGGCGGGCACGGAUAGUAUUUAUACCAAAACCAGGCAAAAGCAAUUACGAGGAACCCAAGUCCUUCAGGCCAAUUAGUCUGACUUCGUUUUUGCUCAAAACCCUGGAGAAACUUUGCGAUAGGUAUGUUAGGAGUCGGAUUCUUAUAAAGAAGCCCUUGAGUCCUAUGCAACAUGCCUAUCAAAGAGGAAAAUCCACAGAAUCGGCUCUUCAUCAAUUGGUGAGUCGAAUCGAAAAGUCAAUUUGUGACAAAGAAAUGGCUCUUGUCGCUUUCUUGGACAUAGAGGGAGCCUUUGACAGGGUUAACUCUGCGGUCUUGGUUGGGGCGAUGAGAGAAUUUGGUCUAGGCCAAACCCUAGAAAAAUUCAUCACUAACUUAGUGAAAAAUCGCAUGGUGGAGGCGGAGGUCUGUGGGUCUCGCCUGUCGGCAGCUGUGAGCAACGGUUGUUCACAGGGUGGCGUGCUGUCUUCCCUUCUAUGGACCAUGGUGGUGAACAGCUUACUGGUUCAACUGAACUCUGCUAAUGCUUACACACAAGGAUACGCCGAUGACGUCUGUAUUGUCAUACGGGGUAAAUUUUUAUCUACGCUCUGUGAACUAAUGCAAAGAGCACUAACAAUUGUCGAAGAAUGGUGUGGUUCUAGCGGUCUUAGGGUUAACCCUGACAAGACCGCUCUCAUCGUUUUCUCAAGAAAAUCAUGGGGUCUGUCGCCGAAAAUCACACUAUGGAUGUAUCAAGCCAUAGUUAGACCUCUGAUCUCAUACGGAGCUGUGGUAUGGUGGCCUAGAGUUGAAUAUAAUAAUUCGGCUCGGGCACUACAGCGGCUUCAGAGAUUAGCCUGUCUUGCAAUUACAGGAGCCAUUAGAACAGCACCCACUGCUGCUCUGGAGGUUAUGCUAAGCUUGCCUCCACUUCCGCUCUAUAUUAAAGCGGAGGCGGGUAUGGCAGCAUUUAGACUGCGCACAGCAGGUACAUGGAAGGUUGGCUGCCACCCAGUGGGACAUGUGCGUAUCAUGGACUCACUUGUUCGAAGGCAUCCUGACCUUUUAAUGAGGGAUGAUUUCCAGUUGGAGGAAAGAUUGCCUCAAAAGAACUUUAGACCUAUACUUCACACAAGGGCUGAAUGGAGAGAGCACGCGGGUGAGAUUAUUGAGCCCGGUACAGUUGCACUCUUCACUGACGGCUCACGUGUAGAAGAGUCCUCAGGUGCCGGGUACCACUGUCCAGAACUUGAACUUGGUGGGUCGGUGCCUCUUGGCCGAAAUACCACGGUAUUUCAGGCCGAGGUCACGGCAAUCCUGGUUGGAGUACGGAGUCUGAUUGAGGCUGGUAUCUCUGACCGGCGAAUAAACAUAUUUUCUGACAGCAAAGCUGCUUUACUAUCCAUUUCAGGAUAUAACUCCCGCCCUUCGUUAGUGCUUGAGUGCCGGAAAAUUAUAGAAAUGGCCUCGCUUAAUUGCGAGAUCACUCUCCAUUGGGUGCCUGGGCACUGCGGAAUAGAGGGUAAUGAGGAGGCGGACCGCCUCGCAAUGGUGGGAGCGAAGACCGAAUUUAUCGGUCCGGAACCCGCUGUUGGAGUAUCCCCCCAAACAAAAAAAACCAUCAUCAAGAUGGAUUUACUCACACAACACCAAACGGCCUGGUCUGCUACUAGAAAUUGCCGUGUGUCCAGACUGUUUAUGCCACAAGUGAACAGUAAAAGGACAGAGUACCUGGUGGGCAGUAAGCGCUGCAAAGCCAGGCAACGGCGAACUAGCGAGGACAUGAGGAUGGUGGUUGAUGGUGUGGCUGAGGCUGGAAUGGCGGCUGGAGCUGAGUGGAGCUGGAUGGCGCAUGGAUGGAGCUGUUCGCCGCCCCCGAAUUCUAAUCUAAUCUAA
Molecule: messenger RNA, 3111 nt
Organism: Phlebotomus papatasi
Lineage: Eukaryota; Metazoa; Arthropoda; Insecta; Diptera; Psychodidae
Exons: 4
Coding region: 1-3111 (1036 amino acids)
Molecular function (GO): RNA-DNA hybrid ribonuclease activity; nucleic acid binding
Source: RefSeq, a predicted model, not a curated record